Brugia malayi is the source of this 1647-nucleotide messenger RNA. Its product is annotated as Zinc carboxypeptidase family protein. Bases 1 to 1647 code for a protein of 548 amino acids. The transcript has 12 exons. Gene Ontology annotation, biological process: proteolysis. Lineage: Eukaryota; Metazoa; Nematoda; Chromadorea; Rhabditida; Onchocercidae. Gene Ontology annotation, molecular function: metallocarboxypeptidase activity; zinc ion binding. The record is from RefSeq and is a predicted model, not a curated record.
AUGAUGCUUCAAUAUAAAGCUAAUCGAACAAUGAAACGAUGGUCAGAAUGGAAAUUACAACAAUAUCUUUUCCAAUUUUGGCCUAUUUACAUAUUAGCUAUUAUAUUUGCAUUAAUCAGUGAUACGAUUGCUGAUAGUGAUUUAUCAGCAAAUCCUGGUGCAGCAACAAUUAUCACUGAUAAAAGUUCUUUUACAGUGUAUCGAUUGAAUCCAAAAACCAAGGAACAGACAGAAUUUCUUCAUGAAUUACUCGUAAAUAGUACUAAGAUAGACUUCUGGAAGGCACCACGAGUAGCCGGUGGUCAGGUACAUGUGAUGAUUCAAGGACAAAUGAAAGAUGAAUUUUUGCGCUCAAUGAAAAUGCGCAACAUUUCAUAUUCGGUUAUGAUCGACGAUGUUGAAAAGAAAAUAAGAAAAUUAAAAGAAACAGCCAAAAGGUCACAUAAUUACAAUCGAUUACGAGAUGAUUCGUCUCCAUCACGUCGAGUUUAUUUCAAUUUAGCACAAUAUCAUUCAUAUAAUGAAAUGAUCGAUUAUUUAAAUCAGUUAAAUGCUGCAUAUCCGGAUCGAACCGAAGUGACAAAUAUUGGUGUUACACAUGAAGGACGACCGAUCAAAUUAAUUAAGAUUGGCAAACCAAGACAGUUCCGGAAAGCCGGAAUUUGGAUAGAUGGUGGCAUACACGCACGUGAAUGGGUUUCACCAGCUACUGUAUUAUAUAUAAUUGAUCAACUAGUAACAAAAUAUGAUGUAAAUCUGCAAAUUCGACGUCUUGUUGAUGAUAUGGAUUGGUUUAUUGUUCCAUUGCUUAAUCCUGAUGGAUAUGAAUAUACUCGAAGUAGCACUAAUCCAGAAGUUCGACUUUGGCGCAAAAAUCGUUCACCGAUUACUUGCCGUAUUGCACAAAAUGGAAUUUUUUCACAACCUCAACAGGAAUGUUGUCAGGGUGUUGAUUUAAAUCGAAAUUAUGAUUGGCAUUAUGGUAUGGAAGGAUCAUCUAAUGAUCCGUGUUCAGAAAUUUAUCAAGGUCCAUCUGCGUUCAGCGAACCCGAAACACGAGCAGUUCAUCGAUUUAUUGCUAAACGACGUGAUACUAUCAAAACAUUUUUAACAUUUCAUAGUUAUUCACAAAUUUUAAUGUAUCCAUUUGGACAUCGUGAACAAACAUAUACGUCGGAUGUUGAUGAUUUAAAAAGUACAGCAAUGCAAGCAGCAAAUGCGUUACGUGCUGCAUACGGUACACAAUAUACGGUUGGUACUGGUGCUGAUACAUUAUAUCCUGCAUCAGGUGGAGCUGAAGAUUGGGCAAAAGGUCGAAUGGGAAUAAAAUAUUCAUAUUUAUUUGAGCUACGUCCAGAUGGUCAAGUUUGGGAUGGUUUUUUACUAGAUGAAAGUCAGAUAUUACCAACAGCACGUGAAACAUUUGAAGCUGUAAAAGUGAUUGCUGAUCGUACGUCUGCUAUGUUUACACCAAAAAGUUUGCCAAAUAUAGCAAUGAAUAAUUCAAAAGGAUUGGCAUGUGUUGACAAUGAACCAUUUUGCGCUUUUUGGGCUCAACACGGUUAUUGCGCUAAUUGGGAAAUUAUGCGAAGAAUUUGCGCACGUUCAUGUGGCUUUUGCGGUAGAAAAAUUAACGCUGCUACGUAA